Messenger RNA from Anoplophora glabripennis (Asian longhorned beetle), 1288 nucleotides. Its product is annotated as AN1-type zinc finger protein 2A-like. Gene Ontology annotation, biological process: protein targeting to ER; proteasome-mediated ubiquitin-dependent protein catabolic process. The record is from RefSeq and is a predicted model, not a curated record. Gene Ontology annotation, cellular component: endoplasmic reticulum; cytoplasm. The transcript has a single exon. Lineage: Eukaryota; Metazoa; Arthropoda; Insecta; Coleoptera; Cerambycidae. Gene Ontology annotation, molecular function: zinc ion binding. The coding region runs from base 212 to 874 and encodes 220 amino acids.
AUUGUCACUUAUCAUCAUUUCGUUUCAUCAAAAUUUCUGUUUAUCAUUAUUCAUUUUAAAACGUAUAUCUAAGAUUAUUCUGGAAUAUUUUAUUCAAAUAAAUACCACUGCAUCGGUAGCAUUCAAUGCUUUCAUCAGUUAUACUUGUUUCGUAGUGUGAAUAGUGUUUAUAAUAUUUGUAAACUAAAAGUGUUCUAAUAGUUGGUUUAAAAUGGAAUUACCACAUAUUGGAGAUCAUUGCUCAAAAUCCGAGUGCAAUAAGUUAGAUUUCUUACCGAUAAGGUGCGAUGCUUGCACUUUAUUAUUUUGUGAGGAUCACUAUAGUUAUACUUCACAUAAUUGUGAUAAUGCAUAUAAGAAAAACAAUCAAGUUCCAGUGUGCCCGCUUUGCAAUAAACCCAUACCUGUACAAAAGGGGCAGCAUCCUGAUAUGGUUGUAGGAGCUCAUAUAGAUACCGAUUGCCAAUCUGAUCCUGCAAAAUCUCGAAGAAAAGUGUUUACAAAUAAAUGUACAUAUAAGAAGUGUAAAAACAAAGAAGUUGUACCACUUGUGUGCAAUGAAUGUUCUCUUAAUUUUUGUUUGAGACAUAGGCACCCCACAGACCACUCUUGUGAGGGUAGAGGUGCUAGAAAACGAUGGAUUUUUGAAGCACAACAAAGAGUAGGAUCACUUUCUCAGACAGUUCAAGGCAGCAUUACAGAAGACGAAGCUUUAGCUAGGGCUCUAGCUCUUUCACUUCAAGACAAUGUCCCACACAGUAGAAAGAGACAAGAGGAAUUAGAUUUAGCAUUGGCAAGACAACUUCAAGCUGCCGAAUCUCGAACUGGGAUAACUGACAGUAGGAAUUCAAGGGAUCGUUGUAAUAUUUCAUAGAGAAUAAUCAAACUGAGUACUUUUAAUAUUAAAUAGCUUAAACUAUUAUUAAGAUCAGAAAUUUAACUAUGCUGUUUCAAUAAUACACAUUCUAUAUUUCAGAAAUAUUUAUACACAUAGACUAUUUAAAACACAUUUAUAAGCAAUAAACACGAUUAUUUUACGACGUUAAAUAAUAUGUACAGAAAACAAUAAUAUAUAUAACUGCUGUAUAAAAAUUGGUUAGUAUGAUUUUAUUGUUUCUUUUUUUAAUGUUUGAUUUGUAAAACAUUGGAACCAUUUUAACAAGUAAUUAAUAGGUAUUCCGUUAACGUUUUAUAAUAAAUGUAAAAAUGAAUCGUUAAUUAAAAAAUAUUGCAUUUUUAUUGUAUUUGAAAUACUUCAAUUGACAGAUCUUGACGUCGAGAAUUAUUU